Pseudovirgaria hyperparasitica is the source of this 1172-nucleotide messenger RNA. RefSeq lists its product as uncharacterized. The record is from RefSeq and is a predicted model, not a curated record. The transcript has 2 exons. Lineage: Eukaryota; Fungi; Ascomycota; Dothideomycetes; Acrospermales; Acrospermaceae. The coding region runs from base 203 to 1156 and encodes 317 amino acids.
CAAUAGAGCGGGGAGAUGUGUAGGUCAUAAUACGCGUGGUGACGUCGUUGCGUGCAAGCGCACGAUACAGGUUACGAUGACCGAGGGGUCAUUAUAUCAAGAGCAUUUCCUUCGUUAACUGCCUCUACGAUCUCACUCUCACAUCAACAAUCAUAUCAUACUCCUCACAAACACACAUUCAACAAACCCAUCAUCAUUCAAAAUGGAGAAAGCCAAGUCUGCCGUCUCUUCCUUCCUCAGCAAAGAUGGAAAACACGACACCACCGUCCACGAGAAGGUCAACCCUGCUGUCCAACAGGAGCACGUUACCCCCACCCGCCAUGAGAAUGUAACAACCGCUGUCGACAAGGAAGUACACCAGGACCACUACCACACUUCAGUACAACCCGUACAUGACCGUGAGGUACUCCCAGAGAAGCAUGAGCACCAAGUUGCUGGUGUAAAGCACACCACCCACCACCACGGUGACCACGAUGCCGUCAAGCAGAAGCACGCCGCCGAGGAGGCUCAAUUCAAGAACACCCGUGAAGUCGGUGCCACUCAGGAAACACACAGUGUGAAGCCCACUGUUGGCGGCGAGCAUGUCCACCACCACGUUCACGAGAAUAUUCAACCUGUCAUCCAGAAGGAGACUGUUCAGCCUCAUGUUGUGCACACCACUGUACCCGUGCAUGAGACUCACCAUCACGAACCCAAGCACCAUGCUGCGUCCGCGCUCCCUGCUGUCUCCAUGGAUCAGUUCAAGUCUCAAGGCGGUGCCCUCAACGGCCGUGGCGAGAAAUCUGAUGCGUUCUCUGGCCAACCGCUGCCCAUCGGUGAGAAGACUGUUGCCGGCCACCCCAACAUUGGCGGACAUGGUGCUCAAGGUACCACGCAUCUGACGCAGCGAGGUGAAACCACAUCUGCCACCGGUGGUGUCGCCACUGGGGCUACUGGUGCAAGCUCUACUCGCACUGCCAAUGGAUCAGGUCUGACCGACCGUACGACUCACAAUGGCAAUGGUGUUGGCGGUAUUGCGGCUGGCACUGGCGCCACUGGCGGAACUCACAAUGCGCACAAUGGCAGCACGACCACUCACAAGAAACCUAGUUUGAUGGACAAGAUCAACCCCAAGAUUGACGCUGAUGGCGAUGGCAAGGCUGGUUUCAUGAAGUGAAUAGUCAUGAUAUUCC